CGCCGCAUGAAGUCCAUAGGCGUAUCAGCUGUACUACUGAACUUAUCGCAUUUUUGUGGGUUUUCACUGACGCCUUUGCUAAAAUGUCAGCCGAACGUCUCGCUAAAAUCCCCGAGGUUGAUUUAGAUCCGGGUGGCGUGUUUAAAUAUGUCCUCAUACGAGUGCACAGCAAAACCGACGAGUCGUAUGUUGAUAUUGUGAGAGGAUACGCGUGGGCCGAAUAUCAUGCUGAUAUAUAUGACCGUGUUGCUGGAGAGCUGGAAAGAGCUGGAGGAGUGGACUGUGAAUGUCUCGGAGGAGGGCGAAUCAAACACAACAGUGCAGAGAAGAAGAUCCAUGUCUACGGCUAUUCCAUGGGCUUUGGAAGAGCAAAGCAUGCUGUUUCUACUGAGAAAAUAAAGACUUGUUACCCAGACUAUGAGGUCACUUGGGCAGAUGAGGGGUAUUGAGUAUGUUCCCAUACAAGGAUCUGUCUUAAUAGAGCAAUGAACUGUUUCAAGUUAUGCCAAGACGGAACAAAGCCUUAAUAUCAUCAGAUGGAUAAAAUGUUUACUUUUCAAAUCAUGGGCGGAGAUCAUGUUUUUCUUACAUUUGAUAUAGAAUGGCACCUUGCUGUGUUUUUCACCAAGGAGAGAAUGCAUCUGUGUUUCAACCAUGUGUAUCUAAAUUAAAAAGAUGCAACAAAGCCCUUAACAGUUAAGUGGAGACCGUUAUAUCCCGAAAAGGCAGUAAACUCAUGGGAGGCACUCAGAAAGGUUCCCAUAACUAUUUUAUAAUGCAUUCAAAUUAAACAAAUGUUACAAUACAAACUAGUGUACGUGCUAGUUCCCAGCAAGGGAAAGUUGUCAUUAAGGUAAUUUAUUUGUGCUUAAAACACCAUAUAAAAAUCUUGAUCCGGAGGUUGUAAACCUUGCCCGAUAAACCUGACGAUCUCAUUGCAUCCGUUUGUCAGCGAUUUUAUUUCAGAAUCUCAGUAGAAUGUGUAAUGAUUUCUGUACUGUAUACAUAUCCAGAGAAUGUUUUGCGAAGUGAAGCAUUGAAACAGCAUUUAAAGAAACAUUGUCGGCCUAGUUUUAGUUUAACUUGGGAUUUAGGCACAUUUUUGUAUUUGCAUUUCGAUUAUUGUUGCACAAACCACAGAAUUGCACUGCAGACUAACAUGUCCAAUAAAUACAUUUAUUUUGUCUCUGA
This is a messenger RNA of Triplophysa rosa, 1191 nucleotides long. It is a transcript of the gene phpt1, whose product is annotated as phosphohistidine phosphatase 1. Gene Ontology annotation, biological process: peptidyl-histidine dephosphorylation. Gene Ontology annotation, cellular component: cytosol. The transcript has 3 exons. The record is from RefSeq and is a predicted model, not a curated record. Gene Ontology annotation, molecular function: protein histidine phosphatase activity. NCBI's taxonomy places the organism in Eukaryota, Metazoa, Chordata, Actinopteri, Cypriniformes, Nemacheilidae. The coding region runs from base 84 to 449 and encodes 121 amino acids.